AUGUUUAGGUUGUGGGAUAUACUAAGAAAAAGAUGGCCCCUAGUUCCCGGUAGCGGUACUAUUCCUGGCCACGGUAGCGGCCAUGGUAACGGCACUGCGAGGGGUGCUAAUAAUCUCCGCGCUACGGAUCGCUACCACCAACUGGACCUGGCGACGUACAACGGACGAACGCUUAGACUCGAAGACCACCUAGUCGAACUGGAGGUAGAAUUGGAAAAAAUCCGUUGGCACGUAUUAGGGUUGUGCGAGGUCCGAAGACAAGGGGAAGACACCAUGACUCUGCCAUCGGGUCACCUUUUCUACUUCCGAGAGGGAGAUCAUACAUCCCGGGGCGGCGUGGGAUUCCUCGUCAACAAAUCUCUCGUUGACAACGUUGUCGAGAUCUCGAGUGUGUCGGAGAGGGUAGCGUACCUUGUUUUGAGACUCACCGAUAGGUAUUCUCUCAAUAUAGUACAAGUGUACGCACCAACCUCGACACAUUCCGAUGACCAAAUGGAGACCAUGUACGAAGACGUCUCCAAGGUCUUAAAUACAACCCCUAAGACCCACUUCAAUGUUGUCAUGGGAGAUUUUAACUCCAAAGUAGGAGUACGAGCUAGCGGCGAGUCUUGCUUGGGACAGCACGGUGUUGGGAUUCGAAACCGCAGGGGGCAAAUGCUGGUCAACUUUUUCGAAAAAGAGGGGCUCUUCUUGAUGAAUUCCUUCUUCAAAAAGAUGCCCCAAAGAAAGUGGACAUGGCGAAGCCCUGACUCUGUGGUAAGGAACGAGAUAGAUUUCAUCAUUACGGAUCGGAAGUAUAUAUUUAGGGAUGUCUCUGUGAUCAAUAGGUUCAAUACCGGUAGCGUUCACCGACUACUGCGAGGAUCCUUGAGUGUAUGCUUCAAACUCGAAAGAGCCCAUAUGCUGAGGUCUACUCUCCGACCCAACUCCCAAUAA
Aricia agestis (brown argus) is the source of this 936-nucleotide messenger RNA. Its product is annotated as craniofacial development protein 2-like. Gene Ontology annotation, molecular function: catalytic activity. Gene Ontology annotation, cellular component: nucleus. Gene Ontology annotation, biological process: chromatin remodeling. Bases 1 to 936 code for a protein of 311 amino acids. Lineage: Eukaryota; Metazoa; Arthropoda; Insecta; Lepidoptera; Lycaenidae. The transcript is spliced from 2 exons. The record is from RefSeq and is a predicted model, not a curated record.